AUGUGCUUGGAAUGUGGGAAAAGCCUCCGGGAGGGCCACAAGCUCACUUCCCAUCAAAGAAUUCAUACAGGUGAGAAACCCUAUCAGUGCUUGGAAUGUGGAAAGAGCUUCAGUCAAAGUGCCGCACUCUCUUACCAUCACAGAAUUCAUACAGGGGAGAAACCCUAUCAGUGCUCAGAAUGUGGGAAGCGCUUCAGUCAGGAGGGGAAUCUCACUUCUCAUCAAAGAAUUCAUACAGGGAGAAACCCUAUCAGUGCUCAGAAUGUGAAAAGAGCUUCAGUCGUAAGGAUAGUCUCACUUCCCAUCAAAGAAUCCAUACAAGAGAGAAAACGGUUUAGUGUUUGGAAUGUGGGAAAAGAUCUGCUCAUGGCCCACCAAAUAAUUCAUACGGGGUUGAAAGCAUAUCAGCACACGGAAUGUGUAUAA
This is a messenger RNA of Podarcis lilfordi (Lilford's wall lizard), 426 nucleotides long. The record is from the annotation of a GenBank genome assembly. Lineage: Eukaryota; Metazoa; Chordata; Lepidosauria; Squamata; Lacertidae.